This is a messenger RNA of Eleginops maclovinus (Patagonian blennie), 3880 nucleotides long. Its product is annotated as terminal nucleotidyltransferase 5A-like. The transcript is spliced from 2 exons. Bases 660 to 1895 code for a protein of 411 amino acids. Gene Ontology annotation, molecular function: poly(A) RNA polymerase activity; RNA binding. The record is from RefSeq and is a predicted model, not a curated record. Lineage: Eukaryota; Metazoa; Chordata; Actinopteri; Perciformes; Eleginopidae. Gene Ontology annotation, biological process: mRNA stabilization.
GGGAAGCGCUCUGUUCAGAACUUCUUCAGCAGCUGUGGAGUGGGACCUCUGUGGCACCACACAGUACCAACGAGCAAGAAACGGGCAAAAUGUGAAGGAAAACAGCCAUACACCACUGUCUGAAAGUGGGUGUGCAGUGGGAAAGUGUAGCAGUCCUUAAACGAGUGCUUAAAGUUGUUGUUACGCAGCAGGGGCGCGUACUACUCCGUGCGUAAAAGUGAGUCAGGGGGUAAGGUAAAAAACUACUACUACUACUUCGGUGGAAGAAAAGAUUUCAUGGUUACAAUGGAUGCGAUAGUGGGCCUUUGGGACGAAAUUAGACGCUCACACUGAGAAGAAGAAUUGUUCAAACUUUUGCAGUUGAUGUUUUUAGAGAUUGGAGACCGGAGCGGAGAGCGCAGUGUAGCAGCAGAUGCUGGACAGUGACUAAGCCUUACGGCUGGGAGGCUAAUGAAUUGCAUUUGUCUGGACUCCAGACUUUAUGUAAGAAGUAGGACAAGAAGUUAGGAGACCGUCUAACUAUUAAUUUCCGCCACACGUAGAGACGAUUGUUUUGCCCAGCGUCUUGAUGUUAUGAUAGUCAUCAACUACCAAAGCUCCGGCAGGAGUUAGUGGCAAGUUUCUACAUAUACAUCUACAUCUGUCUACCUCUUUUCAACAUGGACGAAAGUGUUGAUAGUGUUGACAGCUGCUCGGACGGGGAGAGCAUCAACCUCAGCGUGCUCAACUGGGAGCAAGUGCAGCGGCUGGACAACAUUCUUACCGGCUCCAUCCCCAUCCACGGCCGCUGGAGCUUCCCUACCCUGGAGGUGAAGCCGCGGGAUAUCGUCAAGGUGGUCCGGAGCCGCAUGGAGGAGAAGCGGAUCCAUGUCCGGGAGGUGCGGCUGAACGGUUCUGCCGCCAGCUACGUCUUGCACGAGGACAGCGGUCUGGGGUGGAAAGAUUUGGACUUAAUAUUCUGUGCCGACCUGAAGGGAGAGAUGGAGUUUCAAAUAGUGAAAGAUAUUGUGCUGGACUCUCUUCUGGACUUCCUGCCCGAGGGGGUGAAUAAAGAAAAGAUCACACCAGUGACCUUAAAGGAAGCCUAUGUGCAAAAGAUGGUCAAAGUGUGCAAUGAUUCGGACCGCUGGAGUCUCAUCUCCCUCUCCAACAACCGUGGCAAAAAUGUGGAGCUCAAAUUUGUGGACUCUCUUCGACGGCAGUUUGAGUUCAGCGUGGACUCCUUCCAGAUCCGCCUGGACUCACUUCUCCUUUUCUACGAGUGCUCGGAGCACCCCAUGGCUGCCACUUUCCACCCUACAAUCCUCGGGGAGAGCGUCUACGGCGACUUUCCCACCGCCCUUGACCACCUGCGCAAGCGCCUCAUCUGCACCAGGAGCCCAGAGGAGAUCCGAGGCGGGGGUCUGCUGAAAUACUGCCACUUGCUGGUGCGGGGUUUCCGCGCAGCCUCUGAAACUGAGAUGAAACUGCUGCAGCGCUACAUGUGCUCGCGUUUCUUCAUAGACUUUCCCGACGUGAGCGAGCAAAGGAGAAAGCUGGAGUCUUAUCUGCAGAACCACUUUGUGGACUUAGAGGACAGGAAGUAUGACUAUCUGGCCACGCUGUACAGAGUGGUGCAGGAAAGCACGGUGUGUCUGAUGGGCCAUGAGAGGCGCCAGACACUUAGUCUAAUAUCGUCGCUGGCGUUGCGCGUCCUGGCCGAGCAGAACGCCAUCCCAAACGCAGCCAACGUCACCUGCUUCUACCAGCCAGCUCCUUAUGUGUCAGACGGUAACUUCAGCAACUAUUACGUAGCGCAGGUUCAGCCCAUGUACCACUGUCCUCCCUCGCCUACGCACCGGUACAUUCCCCCUCAGCACCAUCCCAUGUACGCCACCUGGUUGCCGUGUAACUAAACUUUGUGCAAGUAAAGCACAUUUGGAACCAACUCCUUAAAAAGGGAUGCUUUUAAUCUGCUCCUUGAGAUUGGACAUUGAGGGAAAUGAGAAAAGGAAAGGACAUGAGACAUAAUUAGACAGAUAAGAUUAAAAAAAGGGAAUAAAGGAAGCAGGGGAAAUGAAGACAAGGAACCUGGAUCGAGGCAGUGGGCCAGAGAAAGGCUUUUCCUUGGGUCAAGGUGCCACAGUACGAAAAGCUGAGCAAACAGGGAGGGUAGCCAACGAGAGAGGCUGACCCAUCAGAUUUAGGGUUCUCUCAUCAGUGCUAUGGUUGAUUUGGCAAACAAGAGUCUGGGUAUAACUGUUGUUGGAACUUGCACAUUCUCUUCAUAUUAUAACCAAAACAGACUUGCAUACAGCUGCGGAGAGUGGCUUAGGACACACGUGAUGUGCUGGUAUCGAGUUAUGGUCAGAGAAAAGUUGACGUGCGCUCGUAUGAGACUCCUUUUCACAGACAAUGCAAAAAAAGGAACUGGAUAAUGUUUACUGACUUUGAUUCUCAACUGAAUACUGAGACAAAAAAAACAACGAAGCAAUGCAUGUAUUGUUUAAGUGCCUGGAUCAAGCCUCAAAGGAAGAGAUGUCUUUAUCGUAGAGAACUGUUGAGUCGUAUCAUUGAUUUUCAAAGUGAUAAUGAAUGUACUGUCGAACGGAGAGUUUAUUUAUGCUGAGUAAGGUCUCUAAUGCUUUUGCAAUAAUUUUUGAAAAUGUUUAGUUCUGCUCUUAUCUGCAGCCGUGCUUGACAAACUCACAUCCUGAUUACCAAAGAGGAAGUAUCAACAUAAUCUCAUCAUCUUUACAGAGAGGGGGUAUGUGAUGGUUGUAUCAAAAAAGCUUGUAAGAGUAAAAUAGAUGGACAAUUUUAAGAGAAAUGUACCGAGAAAGAGGUUAGGCAUUUAGAGAGCCAGCUAGCAAGAAUCAACUCCUUUCGUCUGCAACUUACCACAGAAUGGCUACAUAAAGAAUGUCUGCCCAUGAUGAUUUUAAAAAAAUGCAUCUUCAUCUCAUGUAGUCUAUACCAAAGUGCAAACAAUGUAAACAAAGAAAAGGCAGCAUUUUGAAUUAAAUGCAUUCUGAAACAGGGACAACCAUUUUUAUUUUAUUACACUGGAAAGUUUAAAUACAGUUAUUUUAUUCAUUUCAUAUUCUUCUUAUCAAAUAUAUAACAGAACUAUUUUUUACAUCAUUUGUAUGCCGUAUAAAUCAGAUUUUGACAUGCUGUAUGCACUGUAAAAAUAUGUUUCCCUUCCAUGGGAGAGAGAGAAAGAGAACCUCUGCAAACAUCUGCAGCACAAACUUGUACAACCUGUAUGUUUGUCAGAGGGGUGGAGGUGAAAUUCGAAGAGGAUUAAAGCACAGUGAAUAUUGACCAGUGUAUAUUUCAGCUUGUUUGGGAUGUGUGGAAAUUGGGCUGUAUGUGCAGAUUAAAGCUGUCUAAAUGUUCUUACUCUUGAGCAUGGAAAACACCAAACAAUGGGGAAAAAUGGAAAAAAAUGUCAUAUUUGAAGGGCUAUAAGACAUGCAUUUGUUAUAUUGAGGAAAAUAACUGGUGUUACUGUCCUGCUUAGCAAGUGCUUAUUCUCUCAAACAUGUCCGAUUUCCUAUUUUUCUAUCGAUUUUUGUACAGUUGGUAUUUGGCUGAUGUAGCUGGCAGAUCCAAAGCUGUGUCGUUGAGUACUUUGUGGUGUGUGCAAAUUUGUUUUGUUUUUUGCUGAUGAAGAGCAUUGCCGGUUGAGACGGCGGUUAUGCAGAUUUAGCUUAAGUUCGUAACGUGUGUGCUCUGAGCUGUUUUACAUGGGUUUCUGUUGCUUUAAAGAGAUUGUUACACUGUUCUACUUGUUUUUAAACUGCCGCCCUGUGUGGACAUGAAAAUAAUGAUCUGAUAAUUGUGUUCAAGUUGAUCAACUUGAGAAUUAAAAGCAAAAAAAAAAAACACCAGACAA